Colletotrichum gloeosporioides is the source of this 264-nucleotide messenger RNA. RefSeq names its product Heterokaryon incompatibility protein 6. Lineage: Eukaryota; Fungi; Ascomycota; Sordariomycetes; Glomerellales; Glomerellaceae. Bases 1 to 264 code for a protein of 87 amino acids. The transcript has a single exon. The record is from RefSeq and is a predicted model, not a curated record.
AUGAUAAGCUGUAGGAAUGGACGGGCGGAGGAGACGCAGCCAAGUGCGCGCGCGCACGGCCAACGGCGCGUCGUGCGAUCGGAAAUUUGCGAGGACCCGGAAUGGAUACUACGUCCUCGGUCCGAGAGUGAUGUAAGCUGGCGAUGUCAUUUGUGUCUUGUACGGCGGGAAGAUGCCUUUCUGUCUCCGGCCUUGGGGGAAGAGGAAUUACCUGCUUGUUGGGCAGUGUUACGUGCAUGGGAUUAUGAACGGGGAGAUCAUUGA